Molecule: messenger RNA, 2418 nt
Organism: Aspergillus oryzae RIB40
Lineage: Eukaryota; Fungi; Ascomycota; Eurotiomycetes; Eurotiales; Aspergillaceae
Product: DUF3405 domain-containing protein
Exons: 1
Coding region: 1-2418 (805 amino acids)
Source: RefSeq, a predicted model, not a curated record
AUGACGGGUAAGACGAGGAGGCAUGCCUCCGCGUACAACAGCCGAGACGCGGUGGUAGAUGUCGAGAAACAGCCCUUCCGGCAGAAACACCAUCGACGACAUAGUCAUAGCUCUUUCGACUCAGAUAGUGGCGACGACUCUGUUACCUCCUCCGCCGCUUCCUAUCAACCCAUGCUUGACGGUCCGGCACGCCGCCGGCCGCGGCCCGUGACGGGGUUCUAUCGUGUACCCAAUCGGAUAAUGAGACGACUUUGCUUUGGGUUGCUCGUCGCGCUCGUACUCUUCAUCCUCACCCUAUUUCGAUUCACAAUCCGAUCUUCCGUUACACAGGUCCCCCUCGAGAUCCCAAAGACCACGCCAAAACCGCCCCAGUGGGAGAGUUUCCCUUUUCUAAAGAGGUAUCAUGGUGGGCUGCGGUCCCUGGUGCCGCGUAAAGGUCAGGUACCUGAAUACCCGGGUGACAACCCAGAUGUGAUGGGAUUGGGAGGCGAUGCCGAAGCGAAUGCAACAAAUCUCCAAGCUCGAGAUGAGGCUCUGCCUGUUUUAAGUUCAGUUUUCGAUCCUUACCCCAAUUACACCUCGCCGGCAUACAUUGCAAAAUACGGCGAGAAACGGGAAUGCUUCUUGGACGUAAGAGAAACAAUGCGCAUUCCUCUGGUUCACCACUACCCUGGUGUACCUCGUGGAUUUCCAGAAGCCGUCAUGGGCUCAAACGAAGUGAUAGGUAUUCAGGAUGAUGUCUGCUUUGACCGCUUUGGCCGCUUGGCCCCCUAUGGACUGGGAUAUAGUGUCAGGAAAGGUGGCAUUGGUGCUGGCUUGGAGGGCCAUAGAGAGGGGGCAGAGCAUGUUUGGGAUGAAUUCCCACCAGUGGACUUUCGUAAAGUCGACUGGGCUGCUGCUCAGAAUCGAUGCCUGGUAGCAAAUGGUCAUCGCUUCAAAGACCUCCCACAGCCGCGUUCGAACCGCUUCCUGUCCAUGCCUAUCGGUGUUCGAGAUUUGAGCAACAAACCUCUUGAAGCUGAUCCUGUCGAACCUGAGCAGCCUCAAGCGGGGACCGGGCGUUUGCCUCGAACCGCGGUUAUCAUACGCACCUGGCAUGACUUUCAUUAUACUCCCGAGGAUAUAUUGUAUCUGCGAUCGUUGAUCUCCGAACUCUCUCUGCUUUCCGGUGGCGAGUACACGAUUCACUUUUUAGUGCAUGUCAAGGAUGAGAAUCUCCAGAUCUGGUCUGAUGAUGAGACGUAUGAGCGGGUGCUAAAGGAUGCCCUGCCAGAAGAAUUCCGUGGCAUGGGUACUCUUUGGUCGGAGCGACAGAUGUCCCUUCUGUACCCCGGACUGGAAGAAACAUGGACCCGGGGGCUCCCCAUUCAUGGCGUAUACCGUAGCAGCCACAUGCCCACUCAGUACUUUGCGCAGCAGCAUCCGGAAUAUGAUUACUAUUGGAACUGGGAGAUGGAUGCGCGCUACACCGGUCACUGGUACCACCUCUUCGACAAGGUUUCCAGCUGGGCGCGGGCGCAGCCACGGAAGGAGUUAUGGGAGAGGAACGCUCGCUUUUAUGUCCCCGAUGUCCAUGGAACCUGGGAGGAUUUCAAACAUAUGGUACGGGUGCAGACUGAGAUUGGCACCAACAGCCCUAACAACUUGUGGAGUGCGCCCCGUCCCGGGCAGGACCAGUCUCCGGGGGAUAAAGCUCGCCUCCAUCAGCAGGGAGAUAAAGCUAUCUGGGGUCCGGAGCGGCCCGAUGAACGCGAUAUCCUUGAAGUUGAGGGAGAAGGGAUCCCACCGACCACGAUGGACAAGGAUCGGUACGAUUGGGGCGUCGAUGAGGAGGCGGACUUGAUCGUUUUCAACCCUCUCUACGACCCCGAAGGAACAAGCUGGCUCCUCCGCGACGACGUGACAGGAUACAACAAGGAAAACAGCAUGCCUCCACGUCGUGCGGCUAUUAUCACUGCGUCCAGACUUUCGCGCAAACUGCUGCACACCAUGCACCAGGAGAUGAUCCACAAACGCCACAGUAUGUUUUCCGAGAUGUGGCCCGCCACCACCGCCUUGCACCACGGGUUCAAGGCAGUCUAUGUGCCCCAUUCAGUCUACAUUGACCGCAGAUGGCCGACUAAAUACCUCGAGUCCGUGUUUAAUGCAGGCCGCAACGGCGCAUCGGGCGGUGCCAGAACAUCUGUCUUUGGAGACCGCGAGCACAACUUCAGGGGCACCACAUGGUUCUACUCAGCCGGCUUCUCGCCGAACCUCUGGAGACGCUGGCUGGGCUACAAGGUCGACAACGACGGUGGCGAGCUAGCUGAACUAGCCGGUGAAGGCAGAAUGUGUCUUCCCCCUAUGCUUCUCCAUCCUGUCAAGGACGUGGAAAUGAUCAUCGACGACGGUGCCAACGAAGUCGACCCACCUUUGUGA